UUGUACAGUUUUAUUUGUUUUUGCCAUGCUUUGAAAACAUAGAUUAAUGUGUAGCAAUGAUGAUGAAGAUGCCAUGAUAUCAGGAAAUUCUACAUGAUAGACAAAAUGCUUGAUUCAGCUUGCCUUCAUCGGCGAACCAGAUGUUGUAAAGCUUCUUGAGCUCCGGCUCCAUUAUCGGAAAUCACACAAAACACCAAAAAAAAAAAUGGACGCUCAAUACAACUCGAUUGUCUCGUCCGGUAGCAAAUCUUCCCUCAACUGAAUUUUAGACUUUGUAACUGCGGCUCGUUGGACAGCGGAUUGUCUUUUAUCGAUUGGCAACAACUCGAGUUCCUCUUCAAAGAUGUGUCACUAGCCGCGCUUCACUGCAACCCUGGACUCCUGAAUAAUGCAACUUAUGGAAUGUACUGCGUAAGUCGCACAAACGAUAUCUGAGCACUCAAACAAUCUAUAGUAAAAAUAGCCUCGGAAUCAUCGAACUGCAGUGCUUUUAAAGUCUAGCCACGAGGAACGAAGGAAAACCCGUUGAAAUCCUGGCAGUUUGUGAAAUCCCAGCGGUCUAGUAUCCGUAUCAGUGCGGUCACUGCUAGCAAUCAUCUCGAAGUUGCUUACGCUAGGAUUUCCAGAUUCUUGACGUAGGACUACGUUUUUAUCUCUGUAUCGGGGUGUAGGUUCAAAAUUUAGAAAUCGAGAGCGUUACACUUGGAGUGCAAGGUUUUGAACGUUAAUACCUCUUUGUCGACUGAACGGAUUGGUAUGAUAAUCAAUUCAUUUGUAAGAUAAAAUGUCCAAGAUUUAUACGCUUGUUAAUUGUUAUAAUGGCAUGCAUUUUUGCAGACCGGAAUGUGUUUCCUCAACUAAACCCAGGAGUCUGGGGAAAACGACAUUGCAAAUUUAUUUUCUAUCACUAUAGAGGGAAAUGUAAAAUAUUGAUCGUUUGACAAUAUUUCCGUUCACAAUUUUGAAAGUCCACGAUAAAUGAAUGAAAUGAACAAGACAUCAUGCCAUACGUCAGACCUGCAACGAUGAACGUAGUCUGAAACAAUGCGUUAACCUGACCUAAGCUGAAAUUUGUUUGCAAUUGAAUUCGAUUUGAUUUGAAUUCGUUUGAUAUAUUGUUUAAUCAAUACAUUCAAAUGAUUACUAAGCCAACGGUAGUUCUACGUCAACCUUGCGGUUACAUCAUAGGUAUGAUCUACCCAUGACCUAACAAUGAUGUAUCAAAAGGUCCUGGAGUAGCAAUCAAUCAAUCGAAACCGUGUCGAAGAAAAAGGGUGUGAAUUGUGUGAAAUCUUGAUCUACAUCCACAUCCACAUUGAUGAUUUCAAAAGAUAUGGCCUAAUUUGUCGUAAGUGUGCAUGUGUUUGUCUCCACUCGUUUUCCCAAACACACCAGAUGCGUUGUUUAAUGAAAUGUACAGCAUCUUGUGCGGGAAUUGCCAUGAUUUGUGGAGUUUCGUUCCGUCCUUGGUUCGCUAAUCUAUCAUCUUCCUCAUUCCCCGAAAUUCCCGCAUGACCAGGAAUCUAACAGAACAUAACAUUUCUACCUCCCACUUCACGUCCAUUCGCUUGAAUCCAGGGAUGAGUUGAUUUCCCUUUUUGAAGAGCAUCCAAACAGCUGGCCGACAAUUUGGUUUGCAGUGCCGGCUUUGAUUUUUUCCUUUAAAUCGCUACAUAUAGUUGGUGAUGGGGAAUCCACUCCCUGUCGUUUAAUCUCAAUAUGUUACAAACGUUUGGCAAAGAUUGUCCUGUUCGGGCUGAGAAAAAAUCAGCUGCUCGUUUCAUUACCGGUAGGACAGUUGCUGAUCUGUUUUUUUCCGCGAGUCGCACUGUGAGUUGUGAUAAGCGCUGUAUCAGUACAAGACGAAAUGGUAGACAACCUGCUUCAGUCAUAAUGGAGUGGAUGGGGCUGGUUUUGAACGCACCUGAGGCUUGUCUUAUUACUUCAUUGUACGUUGUUGAAAGGAUGCGUUCCAAUGCAUCUAAUUUGAUACUAGUGAAGACUAAUCCGUACAAUAGUUUAUAUGUUACAAGAGCUGACCCUAUGUUUAGAAGGGUUGAGCGACUGCUUCUGACUAAACGGCGUCCCAGUAUUCGGAGUAUGUUCAAUCUACGAUCGCAACUGUGUUUGGUCUCUUUGAAGUGUUGAAGAAGAUUUUUGCGUCUAGUAGUAUCCCAAGAAUUCGUAACUUUCUCACAUAUGGAGUCGGAGUACCAUUUACUUUGAUGGUCCGACCUCGCUUCCUAUGUUUCAUAUCACAAAUGUGCAAUAAUUUUGAUUUUGCUGCAGCAAUGGAAAAUCCAACACUAGUUGUCCAGUUGAUAACUUUAAUAACUGCAUAACUGCCCUUGGCAAUUAGAAUUACAUCAUCAGCAUAAACUAUGAUUUGAACAUUUGUUGGGAAAUUUUCAAAAAUAGGUUGCAUUGCAACUAAAAACAGUUUUACCGACAGCAUAGAACCUUAUGGCACGCCAUUUUCUGCGACACGAAUGCUAGAUAUAGCUCCAUUAGCUGCAACUCGAAAUGUUCUGUUGUUGAGGAAACUGAUUAUGAUGUUCAGCAAAUGUCCGGAUAUUUUCCAUGAUGAUUGCCGUCCUCCAAAUGGUAUCGUAAGCUUUGGAGAUGUUGAGUGAUACUACUUCUACAUGCUGGCGCUCGCCGUGGUUUAGUAGUGUUUCCAACUGUGCCAGGUAAGUGUUGGCACCUUUACCCGCGCGGAAGGCAUGCUGACGAGGAUCGAGUUUAUCAAUGAUGUUAAGUUCAGUGACGAGCCGACGGUUCACCAUACGUUCAAUUUUUUUCCCUAAGCAGCUGUGCAGGGUAAUUGGCCUAUAGCCGUCUGCUUUACUCCGAUCUCCAUCUGGCUUUGGAAUCGGAAUGACUACUCCUUCUUUCCAUUUGUUCGGGAAUAUUCCGCUUAUCCAUACUUGGUUGUAUAGCUUGAGCAGUGAGAGCUUCGCUGAGAGCGACAGUCUUCUUAAAAGUGGAUAGCCGAUGUCAUCAUUCCCUGUAGAUGAACCACCUUUUCGAUCCAGGGCCCAUAUCAGCUCAUCCAUCGAGGAAAUUUCGUUAUACCGUUUAUGAUCCUUUGAACGUAAUGUUUUCGAUAUUGCAUGUUUUUCCUUCAGGUUUAUUCUCCGGAACUUUUCUGUGUGCUAUUAUCCGAUGUUUUAUUUUGGUACUCGUCUGCAAACAUGUUCGCUACUCUUUGUCCGUCGUUCGUAAAUCCAUUUGAGAGUUUCAAUGUUAUCGUAUUGUUUUUUCUUUUCCCUCGCAGUUGGUUGACUCUUGUCCACAUUUGACUACUCGGAGUUUGAGGGUUUAUGAUCUGCACGAAAUUUUCCUUUUCAAUUUUGCUUCGCAAAUAAUUUUACGGCUUACUGAACGGGCAGCUUGGAAUGCUCGAAGUGCUUCAGCUUUUUCGUCACUAAUUCUCCGAAGUGCGCGUAGUUUCUUUCUGCGGUCUUUCACAGCUUUUUCUACAUCAGGAUUCCACCAAGGAACUGUCUUAACUCCCUGUUUUCCGCUGGUUCUGGGUACAGUUGCUUCGGCGUGAAAUGGUUCUUGAUUCACUUCAUUCAUUCUUCAAUCUUCAAAAUCAUAUCAGGAGUACCACAAGGAAGCGUACUUGGCCCACUGCUGUUUGUUCUUUUAGUCAAAUUAGAGCAGUGAUUUUCAACCGGUGGGGAAUUCCUCCUAGUGGGGAAUUUGGUCAUUAAAAGGGGGGAAUUCUGCAAGGGACUAUUGCACAUUUACUUCGAUUUGAGUUUGACAAUGAUUAACAAAAAAUGCAACAAAAACUUUAUUGAAUACGCUAAAAUUUGCGAUCCUCGGCAAACAUUUCCAAAUCUGGAAUGUAAUGUUCGAUUGAACAACUUCACAAUGUUUGAAAGACUUUCGUCAGAGAAUGAUUGUGGAACAGACGACGAAACAGUACAGAAGACCAUUUAAAAGGAAAUUGUACAGCAUUUGUCAAUAUGUUUUUACAACAAGUUAAACUUGAAACAUAUUUUCCUUAUAUCAAAGAACAAGAUUUGGACAUGGUUUGAAGUCCCUUUCGACUGGCAGUAACGAGAGUUUCAGAUCAAUUUCAGGACAAACUCAUCGAUCUGCAAAUGAUCGAUUUAUUUAAGCGUUACGAGUGUUGUUGUCUUGUGUGUAGAACUUAUGUGAAUCUGGAUUUCCUACAAUGCUGCUGAUGGAAAGAAAACACCGUAACAGAGUGGAUAUCGAAGAUGGCAUGAGGUGUGCUUUUCGACAAUGUGCUCAAGAAUUACGAUUUUGGCGGAAAUCAUUCAGAUGCAGACUUUCUCACAAAAUACUGAUAGGGGGAAGCACUGGAAGCACUGGAAGCACUUAAUUUUCGUAUUGGGGGGAAUGGAGCGGAAAAGGUUGAAAACCACUGAAUUAGAGUAACUGCACUCGAUGGCCUUGUCUUACAGAAUGACAUCGAUGAACUGCUAUUACGAUGCACUGAAAACGACAUGAGCGUCAACACCACCAUCGGCCAUCAGUAAGCAGUUGGAUCCGCUCCACUAACGCGAGAUACUUCGAUUUGCGAUCAUGGUGUCAUGAUUGACUCCAAGUUGGGGUUUAACGAACACGCCUCGCUAGUCACGGCUAAAGCCUUCAAUAUUUUAAGAUUCGUUUGAUGCUUCACUUGUCAAUUUACUGGCAUCUGCUUGAGCUUGGGUAGACUGCACAAUUCGUAGUUGCUCUCCGUGAUUGACCUGAACCAACCAAAUUGCACAAAGAACACACAAAAUGACACUUGAUACUAGCAAAUCAUUCUCGUUGUGCAAUUUUCGGUGAUUCGAGCUUUAAAUGGUCAAUAACGACGCCGGCCACGUCCUUACAGUCCUUACACGUCCUUACAGUCAUAUAUAUAUAUAUAUAUAUAUAUAUAACCGAGAUAAUUUCUGUCGAACUCCAUUCGCAUGAUAAACAGAAUAAAGAAAAGUAAAUUAAAGUAUCAAAGGAUUGACCCUUUGCGAUUCGCGAUCUACGAUUUAUAACUCACGUUUUAUGAUUUACGACUUGGAAAAAACAAUCAACGAUUCAUUAUGUAUGAAUUCCCGCACAACUCCCGAUAAGGAUCCAUCCGCAACGAUCGACUCUUGAUCAGAAUCUAAAUAAAAUAAAAGUUAAAAAUAAUUGUCACACUCUCACAUAACACUCACGCGACGGUAUGACAAAAUCGUCGUCCGUGGUCACUGACCACUGUCCGAGAACAAUUCCCCAAAAAUGCUUUGCCGAAAAACAAUAGGCACAAGAAACUAUAAAUUACGCAUGUAAUCCACAUGCACUCUCUCUUUCGCCAAUAAAUCAUCAUACGAUAUACAAGUGUUUAAUUCAUUCGGUGUGAUCUCACAAAGUAUUUUUCUAUUCGUUUCGUCGUCCCAGUCGGCUGUUAAGCUCACGCGUUUCAUCCGGUGACAAAGAUCCGUUUCCGCUCAAGUGACGCGCGUACAAUUGUACAUUUCGGUGCGUUUCUGGUGCUGCAUAUUGCAGUGAAGAAAGUCCUUCGAAACCGGACUACAGUGUUCGCUUUAAUUUCGUACAUUUGGUCCUUCGAACCGGAUCGAAGGUGUUCCGGCCAGAAAGUGCAUCGCGUGUGUCGUUCGAAUAAAACUGAUAUCGGUUCGUUAUUGAAACGCGUUAGUGGUUGGAAGUGAUACCAAGACGGACAAACAUUGCGCCAUUGCGUCGUGAAUACACGUCGGUAAUUCUGCUUUCGCAAGCAGUCGAAAUUGUGGUCGAAGCUAUAAGUUCGUUCGUGUGUGAAUUCAACUAUCAAAAAUUGAUAAAGCCAGAAUUGGCAGUGAGUGCAAUCGAAAAAUCGCGUAUUGCGCUUGGGAUAGCAUCAAGGCGGAUGCUACUCUAUUCAUUGUGGUGAAGAUUCUGAGGACGAGUCGUCCAUUUUGCGAACACGACUAUUCAUGGACGCCACGCCAUUUUGGACGCUGAAUUCACAUCGGAAAAUUCCUGCCUAAUGAAGUGGUGGAAGGAGCACCAUUCUUAAAAAUCACAUUUCCCGGUCGAGUUUCCCGGUGAGUACGUUCCAUAUUAUUCGCAUGUGAUUUGCAGUAGCUUCAAUUAAGUUUUAUACAUACAAUUCAAAGUUGGGUGACUGAUUAUUAGAGUCAUUGUGGCAAUUGGUGAUUGACGGUACGCGAAUCGAGUGGAAAACCGUUUCGCGCCCUCGAUUUGCGAUACCGCGUAGAAGUGGGUACGUUCGCGACGGGAAGGAGAUUCACGAUUCGAUUAAAUAAACUGCUCACUUCCGUUCGAUUUCGCGAUCGCGAUAGAUCAAUACACCGCGACGGGAAGGAGCAAUCGAUUCGAUUUGUGUAUUGUUCUCGUUUGGUUCGGUUUCGCCUGAGAUCAGCUAGUUUUUGUCGAAUAGAAUUUCAUUGAUUGGAUCACAAUGCCACCGAAAGAGGAGAAAAUGCUGGCUGAGCGUUUGGUUCAACAGCAAGGACUUUUUGCAACACGUAACGCAAUCGAAAAAUUUAUUGAGAAUUACGACGCAGAGCGUGAUACUCAUCAAAUCUCGGUACGAUUAGAGUCUUUGGAUCGGGUCAACGCUAGUUUUCUCGAAGUUCAGGAUGCCAUUGAGAGACUAGACAAAUCGGAGAUGCUGGAAGCGCAUUUGGAAGAACGUGUCGAUUUUGAACAACGGUUUUGUGAAGCGAAGGGUUUCCUCCUGUCCAGACGUUCGAACGAUGCAAAUCAAACUUUGUUAAAUACAUCGAUUACUGCGAAUUCAUCAUCGUACCCUACCAAUUUUCACCUUCGUCUUCCGAAAAUCGACCUCCCCAAAUUCAAUGGUGAUUUUUCACGUUGGUUGUCGUUUAGGGACACAUUCACGUCCAUGGUCCACUCGAAUGGGGACAUUCCCACCGUCGCCAAAUUGCAAUACUUGUUGCAGUCACUUGAAGGAGAAGCAAAGAAGCCGUUUGAAUCCAUCGAUAUUGAAGCAGAUAAUUACGCUGUCAGCUGGGAGGUCCUGCUUAAGAGGUACGAUAACCGUCGUUUUCUAAAAAGACAACUUUUUCGAGCUCUUUACGACUUGCCAGUAGUGAAAGAAGAAGUAGGCAAACGUAUUCACGGGCUGAUCGACGACUUUCAGCGUCAUGUACGAGCUCUCGCAAAAUUAGACGAGCAUGUACACCAUUGGGACACACCGCUUAUUAACCUACUUUCAUAUAAAUUAGAUCAAUCUACUUUGAGGGCUUGGGAGGAAAAAACAAGCAAUAAAGAUGAUGUCAAAUACGAUGAAUUUGUUGAAUUCCUUUACCAAAGAGUUCGUAUUUUGAAUACCGUCGGUUCAGAUCACCAUCAACCCUCACUAUCAAAGACGACAACUACACACCAAAUUCCAAGAGUGAAAUUUUCCGCAAACGCAGUGAAUAGUUCUCAAGUUCAGUGCAUACUAUCCUGCUCAGACAGCCAUAACCUUCGAAAUUGUCCUGUGUUUCUUACGAAAAAUGUCCGUCAACGUCGCGAAUUAGUUUCGCAGAAACGAAUGUGUUGGAAUUGUUUAAGCUCCGGUCAUCAUGUGAAGAAGUGCAAUUCUAAAUUCUCCUGUCGUACUUGUCAUGACAGGCAUCAUACGUUGCUGCACGAUUCAGCCAAAGUGUCGCAAAACUCUUCCGUAUCAUCGUCUUCUCCCGUUCAACAAUCGCUUCCAUCCACGUCAGGUCGCGUGGAUCCCUCCAGUAGUUCUUCGGCUACAUCUCAGGUUAGCAUGACGGUCCAAUCCGCAUGCCCCACGGUUUUGCUGGAAACGGUUGUCCUCAAUGUUGUUGAUGAUCACGGAAACACACAUAAGGCACGGGCACUACUCGAUUCAGCAUCAAUGUCGAAUUUUAUGUCGCAACAGCUGGCUAAGAGCCUCUUCAAUCGUCGCAUCAAGGUAGACGUUUCCAUCGCAGGAAUCGGUUUAUCAACACAGAAGAUUAGGAGCGCGAUUACCGCCACUAUCGAAUCACCAUUUCAACCAUUCUCCACGAAGAUGGAAUUUCUAGUUUUGAAGCAUCCAUCGGCAGAGCUGCCGACUGUUCCUAUCAAUACGUCGGAAUGGAACAUCCCUAAUGUUGUAUUGGCUGAUCCUCAGUUCAAUGUCCCUGGGAAAAUUGACCUCGUCAUAGGGAGUGAAUCAUUCUGGGAACUGCAUACAGGACAAAGAAUUUCACUUGGGAAUAAUCGUCCAUGGCUUGCUGAAACGCCAUUCGGAUGGGCGGUGUCUGGUUCUACGACCAAUUCCAUUUCUCAAACGCCAAACGUUUGUUUCCUUUCCACCGCAAAUGAUUGUCUGGAAACAGUACUUCAGAAGUUUUGGGAGAUAGAAACUGUUCCAACUUGUUCUUCGUUCUCCGACGAAGAAAAUUAUUGUGAAGAAUUAUAUAAAACAACAACUAUUCGUGAUCCAUCAGGGCGAUACGUCGUUCGUCUACCCAGAACAGAAAAACCGGAAGUUAUACUGGGAGAUUCGAGAUCUGUCGCCGAACGCAGACUCUUUAGUUUAGAGCGACGAUUGCAGCGAGAUCCAGUCACGAGGAAAGCGUAUCAUCGCUUCAUGGAUGAAUAUGUGCAACUUGGACACAUGGAGCAGAUUAAAGGACCUGUGAAUGAUACAAUACCUCAUUUUUACCUACCACAUCACUCAGUAUUCAAAGAGACAAGCACCACAACGAAAACCAGGGUUGUGUUUGAUGCAUCGUGCAAGUCAGCUUCUGGUUAUUCGCUAAACGACACAUUACUGGUUGGUCCUGUCGUCCAACGUGACUUACUUUCCAUCGUCAUGAAGUUCCGAAUACAUCAUGUUGUAAUUGUUGCCGACAUUGAAAAAAUGUACCGGCAGGUACUGGUUCACCCCGAUGAUCAGUCAUUUCAACGCAUUCUGUGGCGAUCGAGUCCAGACCAUCCCAUUUCUACAUAUCAAUUGAAGACGGUUACCUACGGUACAUCGUCUGCUCCUUACUUUGCGACGAAAACACUCCAGCAACUUGCAAAUGAUUAUGGUGGAUCAGAUUUCCACGCAGUGAGAUCACUUCGGGAAGAUUUUUAUGUCGAUGAUCUGCUCACUGGUGCAGCAGACGUAGAAUCAGCAAUCAAACUUCGUCGGGAAUUAUCCGCAAUGCUCAGCUCCGCUGGGUUUCCUCUGAAAAAGUGGGCAUCUAAUGCAACUGAAGUUCUUGAGGAUGUGCCGCCAGAGGAUUUGGCCAUUCUUCCGUACCGUAGCCUCCAGGACGAGCAAGCUGUCUCCACUCUUAUUCUUGUCUGGGAACCAAAGUCCGACACACUCCGGUUCAAUGUUCAUUUGCCGCUUCCCGCUGCCGUUCUGACAAAACGAAAGGUGAUGUCAUACAUCGCACGGAUCUUCGAUCCGCUCGGACUAGUCGGUCCUACGAUUUCUAAGGCCAAACUGUUCAUGCAGCGUUUGUGGGCUCUGAAGCACAACGGCCAAAGCUGGGACUGGGACACUCCCCUCCCAUUGAAACUGCAAGAAGAAUGGAAACAGUUCCAUUCUACACUCAAUCUCCUUAGUGAAGCUCGUAUCCCGCGAUUUGUAUCGAUGCCUGACUCCGUCAGCAUUCAGCUUCAUUUCUUCUCUGAUGCGUCGGAAAACGCAUAUGGUACCUGUUGUUACGUCAGGACUGAAACAUCCGAUAAAAUCUCGGUCCAAUUAUUGACUUCCAAGUCAAAGGUCGCCCCAUUGUCAACCCGACAUUCCAUUGCUAGACUAGAGCUAUGCGGAGCACAUCUAUCUAUGCUGCUCUUCAAGAAGGUUAACAACGCCCUUCAAACUCCUUCGACUGUUCACUUUUGGACGGAUUCUACCACGGUCCUUCAAUGGUUACACGCUUCGCCAAGCCGCUGGAAAACAUUUGUGUCGAAUCGAGUUUCACAAAUCCAACUCAACACCAAUGUUGACUGUUGGAAACAUGUUGCGGGUAUUGACAAUCCCGCUGAUGAUAUCUCCAGAGGACUACAGCCUGCAGAUAUUAUCACCCGCACUAGAUGGUGGAGAGGGCCACCAUGGUUAGCACUUCCUUCUGACUGCUGGCCCAUCACCUCAUUUUCCAAGGAAGAAACCGCUGGUGCAUUGUCGGAAAGCCGAAAAUCUCCAUUAAUUGCAAUGACGUCAGUACAGUCUACAUUUUGCAAUGAAUUAUUCAGUCGGUUCUCGAGUUUCACCAAGUUACGUCGUGUCACAGCUUUCUGUCAACGCUACAUAGAAAACCUACAUAGCCGUUAUUUAGCUCAACGUGAGAAUUCAGAAAAUUUAAAACCAUCGAACAUCGUCAUCAGCACUAGUAAUGCCUGAUCCGCUUAAUUCGUCGGAACUUCGUAGAGCAGAAAACUUCUUAUGUCGUUUGGCGCAAGCCGAAAUGUUUGCGGAGGAAAUUUCCAACCUUACAAGUGGGGAACGAGUCGCGAAAAAUUCGCCACUCAAAUGGUUGAACCCAUUCAUCGAUCGAGACAACAUCCUUCGUGUCGGUGGCCGGUUAAGCAACGCUCCACUGACAACCGAAACCAAACAUCCACUUCGCUUUAAUUUCGUACAACUCUCUUCCUCAACAUUCUCUUACAUUGAUAACUUAGCAAUAAAAGCACAGUCAGAUAUGGUCGACGAUCAAGAGUGUAGAAUAGAACUUCGUUUGUUAAACGAUGUGGCAAAAUAGGGCAAAAUCUGACUGCAAGACCGUGGUUAUUGGAAGAGAGUCAAUGAAGAGAACCAAUCAAAGCAGACAAAUCCUCCUCAAAUGCUACACGAUAAUUGAGUCAUAUGAUUGUCGAUUCUAAAUUUUAGAUAUUUAAUGUUAUGAUUGAUACUUAUCUUGUUUCGUGUGAUACACCCUGUGUUUCUCUUUCUCAUAUUUCCUCUCCGGAAGCUGCCAGUUCUUUCACUGGUAUUCUAUUUACUUCGUUCUAGCAUAUUGUAUCAUGCACUCAAGAUAUUCGUUACAUGAAAAAGAAGAUGAUAGCAGAGAAGAGAAGUGGAACUUAAGAGGAAAAAGUGGUAAUGAUUUGUGGUAAGAAAAAGUAAAAAGUUAAAAACCGUCAUUGCAUGAGAACUUUCAAAAGUAUACACUGCGUCAGAGCGAAUAUCUAUAUUCGAGAGGGCGUAUGGAAUUACACGCACACCUAUUUAAAUUGCGAUGAUUCAUAGUUCCGGGGCGCAGAAACAAAACCACGCGCAAACAGAAACGUAAAAUGGAAGAAAAAUUAACAUGAAAUGCUUUUUUCUUUCUUUCUUUCUUCUGUCACUGUUAAAUUGUCUCUAGAACCUGGCCUCCAGAAAAUAGCUGUAAAAAUCGGUGGAAGCACCGUACAAACGGAUGAUUUAACGGCGAAUAUUUUUCAUCUGAAAUGCUGCUGCUGCAAAUCACUCUGAGGGAAGUUCCUCCUGCAGACUGAAAACAACUGCCCCUCCACAGACAAUUACUGCUUCAAAGCCACUUUCAAAAAACAAAAACUGCACAUAACAGCAGUUGAAAAAGUAAAUAAUACCGAAACGCGUUCGAUCGUGUCGUAACGAAACAAGUUAUAAAGGGUGUGUCACAUCAAAUUGCAUCACGGAAAACACGCUGUAGAAAUUUAAUUUUUAGGAAUUAUAUCUUCAGCUUUCGCUUAUAAUCAGAUAAGAGUGUAUAGAUCAUGUUGGCCAUGUUUCACUGUCAAUUUUGAGUAAAUUUGGAAAAAUGUCGAACGAAAAAGAGCGUCGUGAAUUAAUCCUGUGCACUCAUUUCGAGAAUCCGGAGUUGUCACAUCGGGACAUCGGUAAGAUGCUGGGAAUCGUCCAAUCCACGGUCAGCAGAGUACUAAAACGAUAGUUCGAGAACCUAACCAUCGACCGGAAGGUGAAGAACGGCAAAAAUGGAUGCUCCGUCAGUGAAAAAGAUCACAAGCGCGUAGUUAAGCAGUUUGGACGUGAUCCGAGAAGUUCGGUCCGGGAUGUCGCCAAUAAGCUGAAUUUGUCAAGUUCAUUCGUCCAGCGGACCAAGCAGCAGGAGGGCCUGCGUACAUACAAGGUUCAGAAGGCUCCUAACCGCGACGAAAGGCAAAACAUGGUGGGGAAGACGCGAGCCCGGAAGCUGUACACCGAAAUGCUGACGAAGCCGCAUUGCCUGGUAAUGGACGACGAAACCUACGUCAAAGCGGACUUUCAUCAGCUGCCGGGCCUGUUGUUCUUCUCCGCAGAGGACGAAUUCAGCGUUCCGGAGGAUAUUCGCAAGCAGAAACUAUCCAAGUUUGACAAAAAGUACAUGGUGUGGCAAGCGAUCUGCAUUUGCGGAAAGCGGAGCGCCCCCUUCGUGAUGACCGGCACGGUAAACGGGCAGGUUUACCUUAAGGAGUGCCUAGAGAAGCGCUUACUACCACUAUUGAAGCAGCACGAGGGCCCGACCAUCUUCUGGCCGGAUCUCGCUUCGUGCCACUAUUCAAAGGACGUGUUGGAGUGGUACGAAGCCAACGGGGUCACCAAAGGAAAUGAACCCGCCCAACGCGCCGGAGCUUCGCCCAAUAGAGAAAUAUUGGGCGAUUAUGAAGCCGGCCCUCCGGAAGAACCCAAAAGUUGUCAAAUCGGAGGAGGAUUUCAAGAAAAAAUGGAUUUCUGUUAAAUAAAAACUACAACCUGACGUUGUACAGAACCUUAUGGACGGGGUAAAGAGGAAGGUGCGAGCAUACGGGCUUGGGCUCGAAGUAUGAAUAAAAAGAAAAUGCCAAAAGUUGUUUAAUAGUUUUUAUUUUACUGUCUAAAAUUUUCAAAAGGAUCGGUCUACUGGGCGAAUUUCUACAGCGUUUUUUCCGUGAUGCAAUUUGAUGUGACACACCCUUUACUACGAACGGAGCAAACGAGAAAGCGUGUCUUGUCAAUUUACUGGCGUCUGCGCACAAAAAGUAUUACUCGGUAGUCUGAUCAUAGAAUGUUGAAUUUGCGGCCCUUAUUUGGACCUCUUAUCAGGUUUCGAUUUUCAUCAGAAUAGUUCGGAUUCAGUUAGAAUUACGGAACCUACUAUCGAACGACUCGUCUUAUCUUCCUGAUUGCCCUGCUAGCUAUGUAUAUGUUAUUCCAAAUGAGAACAUUACAUGAUAGGCGAGAAGAAAUUCAGCAACUAAUCCUCUUCGUCAUACGGCGUGGUUCAUUGUUCUAAACUUUUGUAGGUUACUUUAAACCUUUCAAAACAGCCAUCCGUAUCUUCAAUGAUGUAGGAUAGAUAGGGGCAGUAUGGUCCCCCCAAGAACGAAACGUCCUGAAUCAUGCAUUCAUAAAUUAUGCUACAUGUCAAAACCUUACGAUUUGAAACCUUAUUAAUCGAUGUACAUUAGAGUGCCAAUGGAUGUAUAGGAAAAAAGUGACCCUCGAAUUUUCAAAGUUUGAGUUUUUUUUACCGAAAAAUCACCCAAAAAUCAAGGAAAUCGGGGCUUUAAAAAAAAAUUUUUUUGAUGCCAAAUGCCUUCAAAUUGAAUGAAACGUCGAUAUCUACUGUCAUCUCGAUUUUUUUUUUUCAAAAAUCUGCACUCUGGGACUUAUUCGUUUUUUCGGAAUACGAGGCAAAACUUAUGGUUUGAGGUGCCAAUGAAAAUCGUCAAAUCGAUUUUUCAUACGGGACUCCAGUUUUCCGAAAAACACUUACACAUGUCCACGCGAUGUGAAAAUUCCAUGUUUUUGUUUGAAUUCGAACACGAUUCUCGCUAGUGUUGAGUGUCUAUCCCCAACACGAACAAUGAUACACAAACAUAGACAUGUGAAAACAAACACGAUGUUUAUAAUUCAAGAACAUCAUGUACAAACAUAUCACCCGAUGUCGCAGUAUUCAUUGCUUUCGUUUCGUUUCUUUUCAUACACGGAAAGAAAUUAUUCAUCCCAAAACAUUUCUUCGUAGAAUACUUUUUCACAGAAACGAACAUGAAAUUUAGUUCGCAUUUCAAAAAUUGCACGAACUAAGAGGCUAUAAGUUCAUGCACCAAAAUAUAUAUUUUUAUUAAGGCUUAUAUGGCGUCAGCCUAACGGGGCCGGGAGUUCAAUAUUUUGACAAUGUUCGGACAAUGUUUGCUUACAACUAUGUUAGUAAUAUGUAACCGAUUACUCGCGGUUGGCUCGAGGUUAGUAUUACAAGUGUUCUCAUAAUUGGGAUGUUGCAGUCUUCAGUGCUCUGUACGUGUGCCCGACAUGGGAUUCCUUCCUAUUGGGAUGCAACUGACCGUUAAUCAGCAACGACCCCCUAGUCUGCACCCCAUAUCUAGCGUGGUGCGUCUUUUUCGACUCGAGGAAUCCAGGAUAGAAUGAUCACUAGCCGGCGCAAUCAUCAGCUCGUGUCGAGUUGUCAUGAGCGGUACAACCUUUGGCUCUUGUUGAAUCAUCAGUGGACUGCACAACCUUCGGCCCGUGUAUCUGUAAAGAGUGUGUGUAUGUAUUGCCGCGACUAAGUAAAAGUUUAUAGAUCGUUCAUGCACAUUUUGCAAGUCUGAUUAAAUAAUCCUUGGUUUCGUUCAAAGAAAACAUUCUCUGAAUAGAAAGAACCUUUUAUUUUUUUGCGUGCAAGUUGGCAAUUAAAGUCUGGGGAGCCGACUGCAUAGCGGGCAACGUCGUACAAAUGCUGACCAAAAAAAUAAAUACCCAAAAAUUAGUUUUAGAUGCAACCUUCAGCGGCACACAGCAGAACCAGCAGAGAAAUUUCAGCGGCUAAAACACACCAUUAAUUUCUCGAUGUUAUCACAAACUGAAUGAAUGAAAAAACUAAAAGCUACACUUACACUGCACUACAUAUGCUAUGUGUGCAUGCGAUUGCAUCAUCAUUUCUUCUCCUCUUCUCCGCUCGUUUUAUAGCUUGGGUCGCGAUCGUCGCGAACAAGCAGUAUUGGCCAUUUGUAUUCAAAGAUCCAGCCAAAAUUGUUGCUCCCGUGGUCGAGUGGUUAGCGUCACGCCUAACAUGUCACUGCUGAAUAAUUCAAUUUUAGUACUUGUUCAAAUAGCUAAUAAUAGCGAAUGUUACAUGAAUUUAAUAUAUAAAUUGAUGCGUGCACUAAAUAAUGAUAUCAAAUGUGAAAAACUCUCAUAUCAAUCGAUGUUUAUUUUGUUCAGAACAGAAAAAGAGGUUUAUUUUAUUUUCCCAAUAUUUUUGAUGAAGCACCCAUUGUCAUGAAAGAAAGCAUUUUCUCCAUGUCAACAUACCAACACACCACGCGUUGAGUGGUGGUGGUGUGGUGUCCGAUUCGCUUCUUCUACUUUACGCACUGCCGGUGCUUGGGGUGAAAAUGCAAGAGAAACUGUACACCAAGUUCGAACAUCAUGUAAAACAUUGGAAUUAAACAUCGUAUGUCCAAACAUACCACGAAUACAAACAUGUCACAUUUUCUAACAUAGGUACGAAAAAAUCAUGUUUGUACUCAAACACAAAACUGAACAGCAGCGUGGACAUGUUUAUUCCGGACGCAGUGUUUUUUGUGAAACAUGGAAGACUGCGGGACUCCCUGCUAAAUGUUGAAUAUUUAAUGUUUAAAUUAAUGCAAUAUUUAAUGUUGCACGAUAAAAUACCAUCUGCAAAAUAUUGGCCCAUAUGGACUUCAUUUACUAUUGUUGUCGAAAAAUCACCCAAGGAAAAGUGAAGGAAAUCGGGGUUUUCAAAAAAAGUGUUUUGAUGCCAAAUGUCUUAGAAUUGCAUGAAACGUCGAGAUUUACUGUUAUUUAGUGCGGUCCUGUAAUAAUGUUAUGUACUAUACUUAAUGAAUAUUCUACACAAAAAAAAAAACAAAAUAUACAUUUCAUUGAACAAUAUUCUCAAAAAGUAAAAAGUCACUUGUCCAAAAAAAUUUCUCCUUUACUUGCUUCGGUCUCACUUACCGAUUAUAGUAAAAAAGUGACAAACGUUCCCUUCGCACCAAACGAACAACAAAUGAGCAAGCUACAGUGAAUCGCAAAGUCAUAUUUUCUGAAAUAUCAACGAAUAAAUGAUUUUUCGGUUUGUGAGAUCUGUGCGCGAAUGUAGGAAGAUUUACAGAAGAACGAGCUAAAAAUGACUGAAAAUUAUGAAAACUCUAUAUUCAAUUCUACCGAGAUGUUCACAAGAAAUGGCAUUACUCCUCUAGAAUCUUCUUCACU
Molecule: messenger RNA, 16111 nt
Organism: Toxorhynchites rutilus septentrionalis
Lineage: Eukaryota; Metazoa; Arthropoda; Insecta; Diptera; Culicidae
Exons: 2
Coding region: 6428-10333 (1301 amino acids)
Source: RefSeq, a predicted model, not a curated record